Messenger RNA from Aspergillus lentulus, 1032 nucleotides. RefSeq names its product homocysteine S-methyltransferase family protein. Lineage: Eukaryota; Fungi; Ascomycota; Eurotiomycetes; Eurotiales; Aspergillaceae. The record is from RefSeq and is a predicted model, not a curated record.
AUGACUUCAAUCCAAAUCCUCGACGGAGGGCUCGGAACCUCCCUCCAAGACCAACACGGCGUCACCUUCGACUCCUCCACCCCCCUCUGGGCAUCCCACCUCCUCGUCUCCGACCCCACCACUCUCCUCGCCUGCCAGCGCGACUUCGUAACAGCAGGCAGCGACGUCCUCCUAACAGCCACCUACCAAGUCUCCAUCGAAGGCUUCGCCCGCACAAAGACCCCUGAGUUCCCUGAUGGCAUCCCCCGCCCGGCUAUCGGAAAAUAUCUCCGAACCGCACUGGCCGUCGCCGAGCAAGCGCGGGUGUGCCCAUCCACCGCGAAAAUCGCACUCAGUCUGGGCCCGUACGGCGCGUGCAUGAUCCCGGGGCAGGAAUACAGCGGGAACUACGACGCGGAGCAUGAUAGUGAGGAAACGCUGUUCCAAUGGCAUUUGGAGAGACUACGGUUAUUCCUUGAGGCGGAUGAGAAGUUGGCGGACAGAGUGCAGUAUGUGGCGUUUGAGACGCUGCCGCGGCUGGAUGAGAUUCGUGCGGUGAGGAGGGCCAUUCGCGCGGCGGGCUUGGAUGUUCCGUUCUGGGUGGCGUGUGUGUUCCCCGGGGAGGAGGCGACGUUGCCCGAUGGCAGUUCGAUCGGACAGGUUGUGCAGGCUGCACUUGCGGAGAUGGACGGUGCGGCGGUGCCGUGGGGGCUGGGCAUCAACUGCACCAAGAUCUAUAAGCUGGAUGGACUGGUUCGCGAGUUUGGCGAGGAGGUAGCGAGUGCUGUUGGCAAAGGUCAAGUAGGUGCUGUUCCGAGUUUGGUGCUGUAUCCAGAUGGCACCAAUGGAGAGGUUUACAACACGACCACGCAGACGUGGGAGAAGCCGGAAGGUUAUACAAGUGAUGAAAGGGGUCCGUGGGAAUCCCAGCUGGCGCAGGUUGUCACAAUUGCUCGCGCAAAGGGUCCCUUUACUUCGUUCCUGGUUGGAGGCUGCUGCAAAGCCUCGCACAACGACAUUCGAAAACUGGCAGAGCAGCUCAGAAGCGAGUGA